Molecule: messenger RNA, 1705 nt
Organism: Tilletiaria anomala UBC 951
Lineage: Eukaryota; Fungi; Basidiomycota; Exobasidiomycetes; Georgefischeriales; Tilletiariaceae
Product: UFD1-domain-containing protein
Exons: 3
Coding region: 162-1613 (483 amino acids)
Cellular component (GO): VCP-NPL4-UFD1 AAA ATPase complex
Molecular function (GO): polyubiquitin modification-dependent protein binding
Source: RefSeq, a predicted model, not a curated record
GGAUGACGAGGACUGUCAGACAUUUAACAGCUUGUGAACGCUCUUAAGUUCAGCAGACAUAUCGUCAACUCCUCAAAUAAGCACUUGGAAUGAGCAUUUAGUCUGCUCAGCCACCAACAAGGCAGGUUGACUACCAACCGUAGAGGCAGUGGAGCAGCAAAAUGUUCGGAGGCACUUAUGGUGGUGGCCUUGGGCGAGAGUUUCCGGUCGGGAGUAGCCUCGCCGCGCAUCUGAUGGGCGGGGGUUUCAACCGGUUUGGCGCGCAUCCUUCGGCGUAUGAUGACUAUCUAACUGCGUACAGCAUGGCCAUGCUCCCCGGCCAGGAGCGUGACAAUGUCAGCUACGGUGGCAAGGUCAUCCUCCCGCCUUCCAGCUUGGAUCAAUUGACAAGAAUGGAAGUGGAAGGACCGUGGGUGUUUCGGCUGCGAAACCCGAACCCAAACGUGCCGUCGAAGGAUGCAUUACCAGCUAGGGAAGAUGGUGGCGCGAGCUCAUCUGCUGCUUCCAGUAGAGCACGCGAGUCGCACGCAGGUGUGCUCGAGUUCAUCGCAGAUCACGGUCGAGUUCAUCUUCCGGCAUGGAUGAUGAAGUCGCUCGCUUUGAAUGAAGGCGACAGAGUGCGCGUCACUGGCACCACACUCCCCAAGGGCAAGAUGGUCAAGAUCCAACCACAGACGGUCGAUUUCCUCGAGAUUUCUGACCCGAAAGCCGUCCUUGAGCAGGCGUUGCGAAAUUUCAGUACACUGACCCCGGGAGACAUCAUCGAGUUCAAGUACAACUGCCUGACAUUUGAAGUGCUUAUCAUGGAGAUCACACCUGACGCACCUGGCAUCUCCAUCAUCGACACGGAUCUCGAGGUGGACUUUGCGGCGCCCAAGGGCUACGUGGAGCCGGCGCCACAACCUAAAAUCCCACCUGCCACGAUGGCAUCAAAGCUUAAAAUCGAAACAUCUGCCACGGAAAGCAUCCCAGCUUCUGGUGCUUCUACGCCAGGUGGCGGCAGCGGCGCCGGCGGUCACAGUUCCAGACGCGAAUCUUCGUCGGCAGCAACCGUGCAGCAACCAGCGGGCCCGUUCCGUGGUGCCGGGCAGACAUUGAGCGGCAAGAAGUCCAAAGGAAAGAAGACGAAGGAGAUCGAACAGAUUGAUCCGUUCAGCCUGGUGCGGCGGACCGACCAGCCAAAGAUCGUGACGAAUGACACGUUGCUUGAAGACAAAAAGGUUCCCGCUGCGCUGCGCCUGGAGUUUGGCAGGCUCUUCUUUGGGUACGAUUAUAUUCCGCCAGGAGGCAAGCAGGAGGACAAGGAGAACACGAGUGCGAAGCAGAUCUCAUUCUCAGGGACAGGACAGACACUUUCGGGCCGUGCACCGCGGCGCAAAGUCGAUAGCAGUGCGCCCAAGGCAUCAGUAGUAGUUUCAUCUUCAGCUCCUGGAACAGCGGCCACAGGGGCAGCCGGGGAGUUAUCGGCACCCGCCGUGAAGCCAUUCGGGGGGCAAGGCGAGACACUGGGCGGCAAGCGAACUGUCAAGCGUCCGCUCGACAAUGAGACAUCCAGUGGGCGUCGGCAGAAGUCACCCAAUGUGAUCGAAGUCGAUAGCAGCAGUGAAGACUAGCUCAUUUAGUCAUGUUAGCCAGCCUGUCUGCGUCUGUUCCACAACUGUACUUCUCGCAUCUCCAUCACACAAGGUGCAGAAAUGGUAGCAUU